AUGUCCACCACCGAACAGCCCCGCGCCCGCAGCGCCGUAAUCUCCCGCGACACCAACGAAACCAAAAUCCAACUCGCCCUCAACCUCGACGGCGGCGCCCUGCCCUCCCUCUCAACCACAACCACAACCACCACAAACGGCACAGACCACGCCUCGCAGUCCUCCAAAUCCCAGCAAAUCUCCGUCAACACCGGCAUCGGCUUCCUCGACCACAUGCUGCACGCCCUCGCCAAACACUCCGGCUGGUCCCUCUCGCUCACCACCAAAGGAGACCUACACAUCGACGACCACCACACCGCCGAGGACACCUGCAUAGCGCUCGGCGCGGCCUUCAAAGCCGCCUUACAAACCACCACGGGCCUCGCGCGUUUCGGCUACGCCUACGCACCCCUCGACGAAGCCCUCUCGCGCGCCGUCGUAGACCUCUCCAAUCGCCCCUACAGCGUGAUCGAGCUCGGCACCACGCGGGAGAAGAUUGGGGAUUUGAGCUGCGAGAUGCUGCCGCAUUGUUUGGAGAGUUUUGCGUUGCAUGCGGGGAUCACGAUGCAUGUGGAUUGUUUGAGGGGCAGGAAUGAUCACCAUCGAGCGGAGAGUGCGUUUAAGGCGUUGGCGGUGGCGUUGAGGAUGGCGAUUAGUCCGGUCAAGGGGAAGGAGGGGGAGGUGCCGAGUACGAAGGGGGUGUUGUUUUAG
This is a messenger RNA of Zasmidium cellare ATCC 36951, 690 nucleotides long. RefSeq lists its product as uncharacterized. The record is from RefSeq and is a predicted model, not a curated record. The coding region runs from base 1 to 690 and encodes 229 amino acids. Gene Ontology annotation, biological process: L-histidine biosynthetic process. Gene Ontology annotation, molecular function: imidazoleglycerol-phosphate dehydratase activity. The transcript has a single exon. Lineage: Eukaryota; Fungi; Ascomycota; Dothideomycetes; Mycosphaerellales; Mycosphaerellaceae.